Messenger RNA from Arachis stenosperma, 1394 nucleotides. RefSeq lists its product as uncharacterized. The record is from RefSeq and is a predicted model, not a curated record. NCBI's taxonomy places the organism in Eukaryota, Viridiplantae, Streptophyta, Magnoliopsida, Fabales, Fabaceae. Bases 592 to 1188 code for a protein of 198 amino acids. Gene Ontology annotation, biological process: DNA replication; DNA strand elongation involved in mitotic DNA replication. Gene Ontology annotation, cellular component: GINS complex. The transcript is spliced from 9 exons.
GUGUAUUCACGCUCCUAUCUCUGUGUCAAUACCUCUCUGCUCUGCUUUGAAAUCACGAGCAAUUAAUUUUGUGCGUUGUGAGUUUAUUAAGCUGAAUUUCUUUGGCCCUGUUUAUCAUAUUGUAAUAAUUUUUUUAUUUUCGAUUUGAUUAUAUGCGCUCCUUAGUCCUUUCACUCCUUUGAUCACAAGCAAUUACUUUCUGGUACGGGUGUUAGAAAAAAUGGCGAAACCCUAACACACACUCCUCUGUCCUCCCACUCACAACUGUCGUCGUCGCCGUCGCCAUCGAGCACAUCAUUUAUCACUUUCUUCUUCUCUGAUUCAUGUUUCUUUCUCUGUCAGCAAUAAUAAAAAGGAUGGCAUGGCUCGUUUAUCGUUUUCUUUGGCAGAAAAUGAUGGGGUUUUCCAAGUUGGGGUAUGAAAUUAAGUUGUGAAACUUGAGAAAGAGUAGGCUGAGAUGGUUUUCGUUUGAGGUAAAAAGAGGGGAAUUUGUAGCUUUUGGAAGCUUGGUUUUCUCUGUGAGCUGAAGCUCUGCCAUUUUAGUGUUAUAGUUGAGCUGCGUAUUAUUGACCCUCCACAACUCCGUUGAACAUGUACGGCAGAAAAGCUUGCGAGCUUGUGAAAGAAUUUGCAAGCGUAGGUAAAGGCCAGCUCACACAGUACAAUAGUGACCUCUUUGAACAAGUAGUUGCAGAAUGCAGCCAGCAUCACCUUGAGCUUCAAUCUUUGAUAAGAAAAAUGCAGGAAGAAGGUUUGGAUGUCCAAACAGCUAGAAAUGCUGACCACUAUGGUGCCCUUAUCCACCAUCUCUCUUUAGUCCGCAAUAAGCGCUGCCUAAUGGCCUAUGUAAAUAACCGAGCUGAGAUUAUAAGAAGCUUGUUGUGGAAGAUUGGCAGUGUGCUUCCUAAAGAGAUUGAGGAGAAGCUUUCUCACACAGAGGAAGAGUAUUUCAACAAGUAUUCUGGAGAAUUGAAAAAAUACAUGUCAAAAAUGGAGUUAGACCUGACAGUGGAUAUGGUGCCGCCAAAAGAUCCUUACAUCAAAGUAAGGGUCCUUGAUGACAUUGGAGAUGGCAUUGUGCUUAGCGAUAAGACUGCCAAUUUUGCUCGUCAUUCGAUCCACUUUCUGAAGCGAACUGAUGCCGAACAAUUCAUUUCACGGGGCUUAAUGGAGGAACUCACAGGUUGAUAGAUGAGAAAAUUGGUUUAAAGCCUUUUCAAAUGUUUAUCAAUAAUUUCACCAAUGUUGCUUGAAAAACUGACUAUUUUGAUGUUUGGCUUGUUUGUUCAAUGACUUCUAUUAUGUGCACAUAUAUAAUGUAACAACAAUAUGCUAAUAUUCUAUUCUCUGGCUGUGUGGAUUACUUGCAUUUGCAUUGGCCUUGUGUUCAGAUU